CUGGGCCAGCAGAGAAGAGGAGGAGGAAGAGCGGGGAGCGAGGCGGCCCCGGGGUGCCUCCCGCCCAGCCCAGCCCGCUGCAGCCGAGGCAACUAACAUCAGCUCUGAGAGGCUCCUGAGCCCGCCGCCGCCGGGGAACCCGGGACCCCCACGCCCCGCCUAUUCUGCGUUGGGGGAGGGGACCGCGAGGCGCCACCAGUAGCGUGGGGCGGCGUGGGGCCGAGAGCUCGCUCACGCGUGGGGCCCCGGCCAGGGAAGGGCGGUUCAGGGGGCGUGGUCUUCGGGGGCGUGGUCUCUGCCGCCCGGGCCCCGCCUGCCCCCUCCCCUCCCUCCGCGGCCCCGCCCGCGUGCAACAGUUUCCCCAAAGUUGCGGCCCCGGCGGCUGCCAGGGCUAGGUUGGGCAGGGCUCGUGGGCAGCGGGCAGCCCAGGGCGGGAUCUGCGGCCCGGCUGGUGGCCCCGAGUCGUUGGGUAGAGCCCGAGAAGAGCGGAGCCGAGAGGCCGAGAAGGAGGAGGAGAAGGGGGAGGAGGAGGAGGAGCGGCAGCAGCGCUGAGCCGAGCCCGGGGAUGGAGCAGCCGCCGGCGGCCCGGCGCUGAGGCGCGCCACAGGCAUGGGCACCCGGCAGACCAAGGGCAGCCUGGCCGAGAGCCCUGGCGCGCCCCCCGCCGCCGCCGCUACGGCCACGGCCGCUCCCCGCCGCCGGAGCUCGGCCCGCGAGCGGGGCGACUUGUGGGCGGCGCUGCUGCUGCGCUCCGGGGACAAGGCGGCCCGCGCUGGGGCCGGGGCCGGCCUGCCCCCCUACCACCGGCGGGUGGGUAUGAUCCAGGAGCUGCUGGCGCUCGUGCGCCAGGGCCGCCAGGACGAGGCCGGCGAGCUGCUCCGCAACCUGCGCCAGGACUUGGGCAUGGAGUCGACAUCCCUGGAUGACGUCCUCUACCGCUAUGCCAGCUUUCGGAACCUGGUGGACCCCAUCACGCACGACCUCAUCAUCAGCCUGGCCCGAUACGUGCACUGCCCCAAGCCAGUAGGUUACAUUGUCUCUUAGGGUGGCUAAAUUGUGUGUGGGGGGGAGGAAUGGGGUAGUUUGGGUUUUUCUUUUCACUCCUGAUGGAAGAUGGAACCCAUCUGGUAUACCCAAGGAGAAUGAUAGGACCAGAGCUCUAGAGCUGAAAGGGGCCCUGGAGGCCAUCUUGUCCAACCUCUUCCCAUUUUAUAGAUGAAGAAACUGAGGCCCAGAGACUUCAAAUGACUUAUAGGGCCACAGGUGUAGAGCUGGAAGGACCCCCAUUUGCCAUAUUGUCCAAUCCCUUCAUUUUACAGAUGAGGAACCUGACGACACUUAUUGAGGGAGGGAGGGAGCCAGGGAUGUGGGGUACGUUGACACAGAGAAGCCUGGCUGAGAAAUCUGUACCCCUUCCAGCUGUCCUAAGGCUUAGAGCCUGGGGAAGAGAGCCGACCAUUUCCCAGACAAGAACUGUGGGAAGUUGAGGGUUCAAAGACGUGGAUGGGGUACAGCUUAGGCCGGCAGCUAAGUCUCAAAACAUUUCCCAGCUUCUGGAAAUAGCCUUUGCCUGCUGGGAGGUUCCAAAAGUUUUAGGGCCUGAAAGAGAAGCAGAGGGAAGACAUCUGCCCUUUUCCCUUGUGGCUGCUGGGGACUGCUCUGGACUCUUUGUCUCCAUCUCAGCAGUCCCUCGUCACCAGUGGGGAGUCCUCUCCGCCAAAGAGACGGUGACUGGGGAGGAUGGAGGGAAGCCAUGGAACUGGGGACUGGACUUGCCCUGAUAAAGUGGGCUUUGUUUUCCCAGCUCUGAGGAGGCGCUGUGCUUGGCGAGUUGGGCUCCCUCCUCUGAAGAUUUCCCAGCCCCCUUUCUCCUUUACCCUUCUCUUCCAGAAGGGAAUUGCCCACAGCCACCAAAAGAAGCAGCUCCUCUUCGGGGAGAGGAGGAAUGUCAAUACAAAUGGGUCCCUAUGUUCUCGUUGGGGUAGGGGAAGCAUGCUGGCCUUGGAGCCAGAGAACCUGGCGUCUGCUCCCAGAUUUGCUGUUUUGAUCUUGAGCAAUUACUUAUCUUCUCUGGGCCUCAGUUUCCUGAUUGGGCAUUUAUUUUGCUGCUUGUUUUUAAUUAUUUUCCCAUGGUUCCAUGGUUCAUGUUCUUUCUCUCCCCUCUGCCUCCCCUCCACCCCUCCUGGAGCUGACAAGCAAUUCCUCAGUUUCUUCAUUAGUAAAAAAGGUUACAAGGCUUCUGAGGUGUUUUCCAGUUCUAAGCCUUUGGUCCUAGAAAUUUCUAAAUGAUUCUCUCCGGGCCUCAUUGGCCUCCUUUGUAGAUGAAGGGAUGGGGCAGCUAGGUGGCUCAGUAGAUAGAGCUCCAGGCCUGGAAUUGGGAGGACCUGAGUUCAAAUGUGGACCUUAGGCACCUUAUUUUGUGACCCUGAAUAAAUCACUUAAUCCUUUUUGCUUGGCCCUUGUCCUUCUGUCUUAAAGUUGUUACUAAGAUGGAAAACAAGAGAUUAAAAAAAAAGUAAAUGAAGGGCUUGAAAACUUAAAAAAACAAGCCAACAAGAAAAUAAAUAAAUAAGCAGAGGGAUGGAUGAAUGAGUGAAUAAAUGAAUAAAUACAUAAAUAGAGGGGUUGGCGGAAAGGACCUCAGAGAUUCCUUCUAGUCUUAAUCUUGGAGGGAUCCUGGGAUCCCUAGGUUGUCACUGAUAUACCAGUUUAGCCCUAGAGAAUAUAGAAUGAAAGAACCUAUCCAUCAUUGGGGGCAGCUGGCUGACUGGCUGGCUCAGUGGAUUGAGAGCCAGGCCCAGAGAUGAGAGGUCCUGGGUUCCAAUUUGACCUCAGACACUUCCUAGCUGUGUGACCCUGGACCAGUCACUUAACCCUCAUUGCUUAGCCCUUACUGCUCUUCUAUUUUAGAACCAAUACACAUGAUUGCUUCUAAAAUGGAAGGUGAAGUUUAAAAAAAACAACCACCUAUCCAUAAUCAAUUAACCAGUCACUCAGCAAGCACUAGAUAAGGUCCUACCCUGUCUCAGCCUCUCUGCUACUGCUGGGGAUACAAAGUUGAAAGGCAAGCAGCCCCAUAGGAAAAUGACUAUAUGCAGAAUAUGGCUUACUCCUACCCUGGGCACUUGUGUCCAGAUGCCCAGGCCCCAGAAAGAGGGCUGUCCCUCAAGCCACCACUGUGUUCUCCACAUGCUCCUCUGGCAGAAGGCAAGGUUUUCCUUUUCCCAUGAAAGCAGGAAAUGGCCCCUCCAGAGGACACUGGAGCUGAUCAGAAGCUUUCCCAGAGAACAAUUGGUGGCUCUGUCAAGAGAGAGCCCAGCCUGGAGAUGGGAGAUCCUGGGUUCAAAUUUGGUCUCAGAAAUUUUCUAGCUAUAUGACCCUGGGUAAGUCACUUAACCCCAAUUGCCUAGCCCUUAUCACUCUUCAGUCUUAGAACCAGUACAUUUGGUUCUAAGUAUUAGAACAGUAUAUAAGGUAAGGGUUAAAAACAAAAAAGGGGGGCCUUCCCAUAGACUUCUUUCCUGUUCUCUGUCCUAAGCAACAAGGGGAAAAUUAUCUUAGCUUGGUCAUGGGACUAAAGGCAGGGGAUCCUCAAUACCCAUAGUUCCCAGCUACCAUAAUCCUAAAUGUAAGGGGAGGGAGGGAGACAGAGAGAGACAGACAGACAGAGACAGACAGAGAGGGAGAGACAGAGAGAGGAAGAGAGAGAGACAGAAAGAGAGAGAAGAAGAGAGACAGACAGGGACAGAAAGAGACAAAGAGAGAGACAAAGAGACAGAAAGAGAGAGAGGGAGAGAGACAGAGAGAGAGAGAGGAAGAGAGAGAAAGAGUGAGAGAGACAGAGAGAGAGAGGAGACAGAGACAGAGAGAGAGAGACAGAAACAGAGAGAGAGAGACAGAAAGGGAGAGAGGGAGAGAGACAGAGAGAGAGAGGGAGAGAGAGACAAAGAGGGAGAGAGACAGAGAGAGAG
Molecule: messenger RNA, 3971 nt
Organism: Monodelphis domestica (gray short-tailed opossum)
Lineage: Eukaryota; Metazoa; Chordata; Mammalia; Didelphimorphia; Didelphidae
Gene: LRRC75A
Product: leucine rich repeat containing 75A
Source: RefSeq, a predicted model, not a curated record